AAACUAUAUAAAAGCCCGGAAGAGUGAGGCGCAUCAGUUAGUUUCAAAUUCGUUAAAGAAAAAAGAGCCGAAUUUUUGCAAAAGGAAAGAAUUUAAAUCUUCGCGUACAAAAUGGCAACUGAUACAACGGAUACAACAUUGCAGUACAAUGAGGACGAACUUAUUCCUCCAGAUUUUCUCAAUCAGGAUUUUAUUCUGAAAGUUUUGCAACAAGAAGAAAGUGAUGAAGCUCUCAAAAUAAGACAUUUCAAAGUCAUCCCCGGAACUAAGCCUGGUGAUCAUUUUGCCAGUAUUAUGUUCAAGGCUAUUGUUUCUUAUACGACUAAAGGGAAGGAAGUUUCGGAGAGAUCUCUCGUUGUUAAAACAGCCCCCGUUUAUGAUGGUAUGAAGAAGGAUGCUCUCAAGGAUAUGCCAAUAUUUGAUAGAGAAACUAAGAUGUAUACGAAAGUCUUGCCCGAAAUGAAACGAAUUAUGGAAUCAAUUGGAGAUUAUGAAAAAAUUUCUCCGAGAAUAAUUUAUCACUGUGAUGUGCCUUCAAUUCUUAUUUUUGAGGAUAUUUCAAAAAUUGGAUAUCAAAUGCAUGAUGAUUUCUUUGACUUCAACAACACCAUUAAAAUUAUAAAGAAGUUAGCAAAGUUUCACGCGUUGUCUUUUUUCAUGAAUGAAAAUAAAGAAACAAAUAAUCUUUCUCUUCAAGACUACAAAGGAGUACUUAUUAAUGAAAAAUCUCUUGAUUCAAUGAAGCAAUUUUGUGAUGGACUAGAUGUCCUUAAAGACCACAUACGAAAUUGGCCAGGAUAUGAGGAAAUUUCGGAAAAACUCUCAAAGAUAGCUCCAUCAUUUAUGCAGGAUUUACUGCAAAUCUACAAACCCAAUCCUGAACCAGGGUUCAAUGUACUCUGUCAUGGAGAUUUUCACAUAAAGAACAUGAUGUACAUAAUGAAUGGGCAGGAUAUUGACGAAAUAUGCUUCUUGGACUUCCAAAUGUGUUUCUGGGCACCACCGUCGCUUGAUUUUAUCUACAUUUUGUACGAAACUGGAGAUCCAACCGUGAGGCGGAGAAAGGACGAAGUUCUAGCUAUCUACCAAGAAGAACUGAGCAACUAUCUCACACGAUUGGGGUGCCUGAGGAAGGGCCCUACUGUGCAGGAUCUCAAUUCGGACAUUCAGAAACUUGGCCAUGUGGAAAUUCUUCUGGGACUUUGCUUCCUGCCAAUGUUCUACAUGGAUCCUACAACUUUAGACAUGAAUGACUUGGCGGAUCCCAAUUUUUCAAAGGAAAAUUUCUUCGGUCGGUUUUAUAAGAAUCCCAAAUUUACGGAAAUUUUGAAAGAAGUCCUUAAUUCACUUUCAGAAAGAAAAGUUCUGGAUAAAAAUUAAAUUAAUAUAUUGUUUUAAAUAAAUGAUUUGAGAGAUUUAAAAAA
Messenger RNA from Lutzomyia longipalpis, 1424 nucleotides. RefSeq lists its product as uncharacterized. Lineage: Eukaryota; Metazoa; Arthropoda; Insecta; Diptera; Psychodidae. The coding region runs from base 112 to 1380 and encodes 422 amino acids. The transcript has 4 exons. The record is from RefSeq and is a predicted model, not a curated record.